This is a messenger RNA of Doryrhamphus excisus (bluestripe pipefish), 4089 nucleotides long. RefSeq names its product integrin alpha-5-like. NCBI's taxonomy places the organism in Eukaryota, Metazoa, Chordata, Actinopteri, Syngnathiformes, Syngnathidae. Gene Ontology annotation, cellular component: external side of plasma membrane; integrin complex. Gene Ontology annotation, biological process: integrin-mediated signaling pathway; angiogenesis; cell adhesion mediated by integrin. Gene Ontology annotation, molecular function: integrin binding. The record is from RefSeq and is a predicted model, not a curated record.
CACCUUAUGGUCAGACCUAAAGUGCCCCCCCCCCCCCCCUCGUAGAGAACAGCACGGAUGAUGCGUUGUGCGCUUCGGCUCUUCAAUGACAGAGGAGACGCACCGAAGGAGAGAUGGGCACCUUUUCUCCACUUCCAUCUGCGCGGCCGUGGGCCAAACGUUCUUGCACCGCGUUGCUAGAACCGGCGGUGGUUCUGCUUGUGGUUCUGACCCGGCUUUGCGCUGCUUUUAACUUAGACACCGACAAGAGCGUCGUUUUUAGCGGACCGAGCGGGAGUUACUUCGGCUAUUCUGUGGAGUUCUUCACUAACUCUUCGAGUGUGAGCAUUCUGAUCGGCGCCCCGAAAGCCAACACCAGCCAACCUGGCGUUACCGAAGGAGGAGCGGUCUUCCUGUGCCCCUGGAACCAAACGAACUGCAGCGUGAUCAACUUUGACAAGCAAGGUGAUCAGUAUUUUUAUAUCAACGAGGUGAACACUCAGGUUGAGUUCAAGUCCCAUCAGUGGUUUGGAGCUACGGUGCGUUCCCAUGGCAACAAUAUCCUGGCUUGUGCUCCCAGGUAUUACUGGAGGACCGAACAUGACACUCCCUUUGCCGAUGUUACAGGAACUUGUUACCUCUCUGACAGUCUCAAAUCGUUCGUGGAGUACGCCCCCUGCAGAACAGAAAGGCACGGACCUGCAGGACAGGGCUAUUGUCAAGGAGGAUUUAGUGCCGACUUCACGAAGGACGGGAGGGUUAUUCUUGGUGGACCGGGCAGCUUUUAUUGGCAAGGUCAGCUGAUUGCAGCCACGCCCGAGGAGAUCGUUAAGGCUUACUACCCUUCGUACUUCUUACUGUCGGUUGCCGGGCAGAUGCAAACGGGGCAGGUGCAGGGCAGCUACGAUGACAGUUACCUGGGCUAUUCUGUGGCUGGCGGGGAGUUCAGCGGGGAUGAUGAGGAAGAUUUCAUCACAGGCGUUCCAAAAGGACUCAUGCUGUAUGGUUUAGUGAGCAUAUUAAAUGGAAGGGAUAUGACGUCACUGCUCAACGUGACAGGAGAGCAGAUGGGGUCCUACUUUGGCUACGCAGUAGCAGCCACUGACAUCAACAAUGAUGGACUGGAUGACCUGGUGGUAGGAGCUCCAAUGUUCAUGCGUCGCGGCUCCAAUGGACAUUUGGAGGAACUAGGGAAAGUUUACGUGUACCUCCAGAGGGGGCCUUUGCAGCUGGAACCCACCCUGGAACACCUACUCGGCCGUCAACCUUUCAGUCGAUUUGGAACCUCACUGGCGCCCCUGGGUGAUCUCGACCAGGACGGUUUCAACGACAUGGCCAUCGGCUGUCCCUACGGCGGAGAAGACCAACAGGGCCGGGUUUUCAUUUACAAUGGUUAUUCUGGAGGACUGAAGGCCACGCCCACUCAGACUCUUACCGGCCAAUGGGCUUCCAGCUCUUUCCCAGCCAACUUUGGUUUCGCGCUGCGCGGCAACACGGAUCUGGAUGGAAAUGGUUACCCAGACCUGAUUGUUGGCGCUUUUGGGGUGGACAAAUCUGUGCUGUUUAGGUCUCGACCGAUUGUGAACGCGAGUGUGUCUCUCACAGUACAGCCAACCAUUUUCAACCAAGAAGAGAAGCUUUGUGAGGUUUCCACAGGGAUUGGAAGCACUGCCGUAUCCUGUGUCAGCCUCAGUUUCUGUGUGCUGGCUCAUGGAAAGCACCUCCCUUCUACUUUAGGAUUUGCGGUGGAAAUUCAGUUGGACAAAAUGAAGCACAGCCAGAAGAAAUCUGUCAGGAGGACUCUGUUCCUGGAUAGUCAGCAGCCCAGUCUGGUGAAGACCUUGCGGCUCACCAAUAGAGAACGCCUUUGUCACGACACCAAGAUCUAUCUACGGCCAGAAGGGGAGUUUCGGGAUAAACUCUCCCCCAUAUUCAUCAGCCUGAACUUUAGCCUGGAUCCUCAAGCCCCAGUGGACCAAUCUGGCCUCAGACCUAUCUUGGAUUAUGAGACCGAACAGCUAAUAGAGCAGAGGGCCCAGAUUCAGCUGGAUUGUGGCGAGGACAACAUCUGUGUUCCUGACCUGAAAUUGGCCGUUUAUGGCGACCGAACAGAAGUUUACCUGGGUGACGAAAACUCCCUGAGCGUGACCUUCAAUGCGAGAAACGAGGGCGAGGGCGGUGCUUACGAGGCUGAGCUUUAUGUGCUGCUUCCCCCGGAGGCUGACUACAGAGGGAUAGCACGCAACAAUGCGAGUUUGUCUCCGCUGACGUGCAGCUACGAAGCCGAAAAUGACACCCGCUUCCUCAAUUGCGAUCUGGGAAACCCCAUGAAAUCUGGCACCAGUUUUUGGGCUGGUCUUCGAUUCACAGUUCCAAGACUCAAGCACACUCAGAAGGCUGUAGAGUUCGAGUUCCAAAUAAGAAGCAAAAAUGCUAACAACUCCGAGAGUGAAGUGGUGCUGUUCGAGUUGGAGGUAACAGCAAUGGCUGACAUCAUUCUACAGGGUGUUUCUCGGCCGGACAAAGUCUUCUUCCCGCUUCCUAAUUGGAGCGUUAGUCAGAGUCUGAUUCACGAGCAGGACAUCGGCCCUGAACUUCAACAGGUCUACGAGUUGGUUAACAAUGGCCCCAGCGUUGUCAGUCAAACCACGUUAGAGGUGAAAUGCCCGCUGAAGGCUCACGGCCACGACCUUCUCUACCCUGUGGAGGUGAUCACCGAAGGACCACUCAGCUGCUCUUCCAAACACGACCUCAACGCACUGAAACUUAAGCUCCAGUCUCCAGCCGCAAGGAGCCUCUCCUCGCUGAAGUCCACAGAGGAGCAUCUUGUCCAUAGGAGGGAGGUCAAAGGUCCCAUGGCCGAACAAGGAAACUUGACGUGCUCCACCGUGGAGUGCUGGCGGCUGAAGUGUAACGUCGGGCUGCUGAAGAGAGGAGACAGCGUCAUCCUCAGCGUGCACUUCCGACUUUGGGCAGAGACUUUCAUGGAGCGGGCCUAUAAGCAGUAUCUUCUGGAAUGCUCCGUUCAGUUCACCGUGGACAAGGUUCCCUAUUCCAGUCUUCCCAAAUCCAAGUCUUCAGGCUCUAAAAAGGUGGUGACGUCGGUCCUGUGGAACAAACCCGAUAGCCUUUUCUCUGUUCCGUGGUGGAUCAUCGUUCUGGCUGUGCUAGCCGGGCUGCUUUUACUCUCCGUGCUUAUCUAUCUGCUGUACAAGAUGGGCUUCUUCAAAAGGUCAGAUCCAUACGGCACAGCCAUGGAGAAGGCCCAACUCAAACCCCAGGCAUCCUCGGAAGCCUAACUCCAAAGUGGAGCCUCCGGAGCAGCUGAAAAAAUGGAAUAAUAUCACAUUUGUGAAAUAUGAAUGAGACUUUGUAAUGAUGAGCAGGAAUUACUGAUGGACAUUUGGGGGCGGGGGGGUUGUAUCACUGGAAUACGCAUUAUCUGGUGCUGCACUAAAAUAUCAGCCAUGAAGAAGAAGAAGAGGGAAUGCAGAUGAGGCUGCACUUUCAUUGAUGUUAUUUUUGUUUAUUCCGGAUCAGAACAAGGUAUUUAAUCUAAGAGGGAACAACACGGCCAUACAGGAGGAAAUCUAAACAACUUUUCAUCUCCAGUGAAUUAGAUUUACUUAUGAAUUUGAGCAUAUCUUGGGGGUUUUGUACAACGUGAUGAAACACUGAUAUGCAUAUUUCUUGGGUUCUUUAAUGGCGAAUGUUUUUUCAUGUCAUUUUUCUUUACUCCGUCCAUUCUACACACUGGUCCUUUAAAUGCUUGUUUCGGUUCAGGAAACCCCAACAAAAGGCCCCUAAUGCUUUGGUAUUCCUUCCCUCUCAAAAAUAUUUGUCCCCGUUUGCAAGCGCAGUCGGUCCAUUCUUGGUGUCACUGAUGCUAUUUUUUGAAAGAACUACACACUUAUUGUUAUUUAUGCCUCGGUGUCAUGAUGUCGGUGGUUGAGUUGUGUACUGUACUGUCAUGUAAGACAAUCCUGAUCAAACUGCAAUGCUUCACUUGAACAUUUCCUCUCCCAUAUUGGGAGGUACUUACUGUGUAUAUUGUAAUGUAUGCUAUAUAUAUAUAUAUGUUGUGCUGCAGAAUAAAGCCUAAUUUUGUAU